AUGGCACCACUACUACGAGUGGCAUCGGCUAUAGUUCUCACCACCCAAACCAUUCUCAAAAACAAUAGAACCACCAUAUGCUCUCGACGCAACAGCGGCCUUACAAUCACUGAUCCUCUUGUCAUUUAUCAAAAUUAUGUUUCCCAAGGCAUCCUUAAAAGUGACGUUGCCCAGCUACGGGCCGCUAAAGAAUUCCAAAGCUUAUAUUACAGGUUAAAAGAUUACACUCCUCCCAAAAAAGCGGAGAUUGAACUACGGAUUCUCAUCAGAGACAUCGAGACGAGAUCUAAUGGUAAUCGGUAUAUUGAAGGGUUUACCCCGACGUGGUGGAAGGACAGACAAUCCAGAUCGGCAUCUAAAAAACUCGUCAAAGUCUUGAGCAGUGAGGAAGAACUCGAGAAUUUGCCAAUCCCCAAAGGUUUCUUGUUGAAUGGUGAAGUCGGCUGCGGGAAAUCAAUGUUGAUGGAUAUGUUUGCUGAUAGCCUCCCAUACGCGUCCAAGGGGAGAUGGCAUUAUCAUAAUUUCAUGCUCUGGGUGUACGACCAAAUCAGUAUUAUUCAAAAGCGAAGAAACUCCUCCAACAAGUAUACCAACCAUUCGAUCUUGGGGUUUGAAAACGAGGUGAUCUUAUUUGAGAUCGCAUCGAAUAUGGUCAAUAAGAAUACCGUGCUAAUUCUUGAUGAGUUUGCAUUACCGGAUAUUGCGGCGGCGAAGAUCAUCAAAUUGUUAUUCACUUAUUUCUUCAAACUUGGAGGGAUAUUGGUGGCGACUUCCAAUCGAUUACCUGAGGAUUUGUACGCUAAAGAUUUCAGAAAGCGAGAAUUUAGAAGUUUUUUAGCGGUUUUGCAAAUGCGAUGCAAUAGUUUGGAUAUGAAUAGUGAUAAUGAUUAUCGAAAGAUUCUCAGUGUUGAGUCCCAAGAUAUUAUUACUCCACGGAUUGUGAUAAAGAAACAAAACGAUGAUCAUGAAAAUCAUUGGCAAGAAUCAAUACUUUCAGUGAUACGACAGGAUAAUGAUGGUGCCAAAGAUUAUGUCAAAGUUUAUGGCCGGGAAGUGAUGGUUCCAUGGCACCAUGAAGGAGUGGUGAAGUUUGAUUUCGAUUAUAUUUGCCGAGGAUUAUUUGGCCCGGCCGAUUACAUUUCAUUAGCUUGCAAAUAUCAUACGUUCAUUAUUGACAAUGUUCCGGUUUUUCAAGACUCGAUGAAGAGUGAAGCUCGCCGGUUCAUCACCUUGUUGGAUGCAUUGUACGAAUCCAAAUGCCAACUUGUCUUACGCAUCGAGGUUCCGUUGGAUAGGUUAUUUUUCCCUAAAGACCAAGGGUUAGAAGGCUCUAAUAUCAAACAAGUUCAAGAAGAGGAGAUGUAUUCCAAGACCCAAUUGGACUUGAUAUCACCUUACAGACCCAACGUAUCUAAUUAUGAUGAUGGGGAUUUGAAAUUCAAAGAUCAAUUAGCGGUGAAGAAUAAAGAAGAUAUCAAUUUUACCAAUACCAAAAGAUUCACCGGGGAAGAUGAAAAGUUUGCUUACAAACGUGCCGUUAGUCGUAUUGAAGAAAUGACCAAGCUGGAAUCAUGGAGAACCAUGAAGAAAUGGACUCCACUAAGCGAGGACUUGCGUACUUGGGAGGAUUCAUCGCGCAAGGAUGGUCUGCGGAUUCAUCAAGAUGAUAAGGAAAAAAGGUCUUUGAUAAACAGACGUCAGCAAAAUGCUCCAAAUAUUAAUGAUGCUCAUUUCUGGUCGAUUGGGCUUUGGGGUGAAGGGAAAAGAUUAACUGAUGCAUUUGCCAAAAAAUGGAUUAGAGGGGCCGGAGAAUGA
Molecule: messenger RNA, 1815 nt
Organism: Saccharomycopsis crataegensis
Lineage: Eukaryota; Fungi; Ascomycota; Saccharomycetes; Ascoideales; Saccharomycopsidaceae
Exons: 1
Coding region: 1-1815 (604 amino acids)
Cellular component (GO): cytoplasm; mitochondrion
Molecular function (GO): ATP binding; ATP hydrolysis activity
Source: RefSeq, a predicted model, not a curated record